AUGGGAUGUUGUUGCUCUAGACGCUAUUUUGAAGAGGAAGAUGGCGCUAUUAAAUACCGUCUUAUCCAUGGUAGACGAUACCAUAAUCUUUCGGAUUCAAUGUAUUUUAUGGCAAAUGAUGAUGAAGAAGCCUAUCGUUUAAAUAGAUAUCACGAUGCAAUGAAAGAUAUUUGGAGAGGGCUGUUUAAUUCACCGGUUGAAGAGAAAUUGAGAAAAGGAGCUCAUGUUAUUGAUAUUGGAUGCGGAUCUGGAAUUUGGAUUUUAGAUAUGGCACAACAAUAUCCUAAUUCAAUGUUCGUAGGAAUAGACAUAUCUCCAAUACUUCCAACAGAAAAUCUUCCCAGUAAUGUGAGGUUUUUUCAACAUAAUAUGUUAGAUGGAUUACCAUUUGAAGAUUCGUCCUUCGAUUUUGUUCACGAAAAAUUCAUGACUACCGCUUUUACAGAAACACAAUGGGAAGAGAAAGUUAUUCCAGAAAUGAUAAGGUUAGCUCGACCAGAUGGAUGGAUCGAGGUAAUAGAAGCUGAUAUUUUUACAUCUGAUGGAAGCGUUACAAUGAGAGUUGCAAAAGCUAUCCAUGAUUUUAUGAUAUCGAAGGGAUUGAACCCUAUAAUUGGAAAAGAAAUUCCGCGCAUUUUUAAAAAUACAAAUGCGUUUCUUGAAAUCAGAGAUCAACUUAAAAUUGUAGAUUUUGGUAAAAAACAUGGUAAAUCUGCAGAAGAGACUCUAAAAUUUUAUAUUGGUGGUCUCAAGUCUUCUAAAGGUUUUUUAGCGAACUCGAUGAAUGUAAUGCCCGAGCAUUUUGACGCUCUUAUAGAAACAGUAUCUAUUGAGGCAGAAAGAUAUUCUACUUAUUUUAAUCAAUAUCGAAUCUGUGCUCAUAAAAAGAUUUAA
Ambispora leptoticha is the source of this 894-nucleotide messenger RNA. The record is from the annotation of a GenBank genome assembly. Lineage: Eukaryota; Fungi; Glomeromycota; Glomeromycetes; Archaeosporales; Ambisporaceae.